AUGACUUCCUUGUUUGCACAAGAAAUUCGCCUUUCUGAAAGACAUGAAGAAAUAGUGUCACAAAGAUUAAUGUUACUUCAACAAAUGGACAAUAGAUUCGGAGAUCAAAACCUAGACAAGGCAUCUCAGAUGCAAGCAGCUGAGACUGCUUAUAAAAGGAAUGUUAAUAUUUUAAAUGAUAUAGAAGCAGCAGAAAAGUCUCUACAACCCAGGAUUCAUCCACUUUCACAGCCUGAGGUGGUUUCUCUCAAGACUCGUUACUGGGCAUCAGUAGAAGAAUAUAUUCCCAAAUGGGAACAAUUUCUUUUAGGAAAAGCACCAUAUCCUAUUGGUUUUGAAAAUCAAAAUGAAGCGGAAAAUCCCAUUUAA
Choloepus didactylus (southern two-toed sloth) is the source of this 369-nucleotide messenger RNA. RefSeq lists its product as uncharacterized. Lineage: Eukaryota; Metazoa; Chordata; Mammalia; Pilosa; Megalonychidae. Bases 1 to 369 code for a protein of 122 amino acids. The record is from RefSeq and is a predicted model, not a curated record. The transcript has a single exon.